This is a messenger RNA of Sclerotinia sclerotiorum 1980 UF-70, 705 nucleotides long. RefSeq lists its product as hypothetical. Lineage: Eukaryota; Fungi; Ascomycota; Leotiomycetes; Helotiales; Sclerotiniaceae. The transcript has 2 exons. The record is from RefSeq and is a predicted model, not a curated record. Bases 1 to 705 code for a protein of 234 amino acids.
AUGAACCAAUCACUCCCACCCAACGUUCACAUCUCCACUCACCCAUGUCUCCAAGCCAAGCUCUCACAAUUACGAUCCAGCGAAGCCAAUACUCGCGAAACCAAAGCUCUCGUCAAUGAGAUUUCAUUGAUAAUAGGAUGUGAAGCUACAGCUGCUGGACUUACCGUUUCCAAAGGUCCAACUGCCAAAACACCCCUCGGAUACGAAUACACAACCACAACCAUAACCCCCUCCUCCAUCUCCCUAAUCCCCAUUCUCCGCUCCGGUCUCUCCAUGGUCGAAGCCCUCCAAACACUCCUCCCAACCCCUACCCCAGUUCACCACCUCGGACUCUUCCGCGAACCCACAACUCUCGAACCCGUUGAAUACUACAACAAUCUUCCCUACCACGCACCUCCUGCUUCUUCUCCCUCCAACACUCCAAAUUCCUCCGCUUCCGAGCUUGCUAUUUUGCUCGAUCCGGUUAUUGCUACGGGAGGUACUUGCGCUGCUGCUAUUCGCACACUGAGGGAAUGGGGUGUCAAGAGAAUUAUUGUGAUGAGUGUGUUAGCUGCUUUGCCGGGCUUGCAACAUGCGGCCAAUGAGUGGCCUGAGGGAACAGAGAUUUGGUGUGCGGGAGUGGAUGAGGAAGUUAAUGACAAGGGGAUGAUUAAGCCAGGAUUGGGGGAUGUGGGUGAUAGGUUGUUUUUAACUAUCGGAAAGUAA